Medicago truncatula (barrel medic) is the source of this 686-nucleotide messenger RNA. Its product is annotated as dolichyl-diphosphooligosaccharide--protein glycosyltransferase subunit DAD1. Gene Ontology annotation, biological process: protein N-linked glycosylation. The record is from RefSeq and is a predicted model, not a curated record. Lineage: Eukaryota; Viridiplantae; Streptophyta; Magnoliopsida; Fabales; Fabaceae. The coding region runs from base 97 to 471 and encodes 124 amino acids. Gene Ontology annotation, cellular component: membrane; oligosaccharyltransferase complex. The transcript is spliced from 5 exons.
AAAGGAGAAAAAUGAAGAGUGACGACGACGACUUGAGCUUCAAAUUAGAGUUAGAGGAGAGAGAGAGAGAGAGAGAGAGAGUGAAGUGAAUAGAAAAUGGCAAAGCCGUCGUCUGCUUCAUCUUCUUCUUCAUCAACCACAAAGGAUGCACAAGACUUAUUACGCGCUCUUUGGUCUGCAUAUUCCGCUACACCUUCAAAUCUCAAGAUCAUCGAUCUCUAUGUUGCCUUCGCUGUUUUCUCCGCUCUCCUUCAGGUAGUUUACAUGGCUCUGGUGGGAACAUUUCCAUUUAACUCCUUCCUUUCUGGAGUACUCUCUUGCGUAGGGACUGCAGUUUUGGCUGUUUGUCUCCGAAUCCAAGUCAAUAAAGAGAACAAGGAAUUCAAGGAUCUUGCGCCGGAGCGUGCUUUUGCUGAUUUUGUUCUCUGCAAUGUGGUGCUUCACUUGGUGAUCAUGAACUUCCUUGGUUAAAUUUGUUUCAUGUGUUUUUGUUGUUUCCAAGAGAACCGUCGGAUAUAAUGUAUUAUAUACCUGGGUUUUCUCAUGUUAUUGUAGUUUCAUGUUGAUUCCCUUACCUCUUCCAUUUUUGGGGACUUCAUUUUGAACAUAUAGAUACUAUAUAUUCUGCUAUCUUUUAAAUUUAAACUACCGUUUUAAUGAUGAAUUUCAGAAGGUGUUCACAUGGA